This is a messenger RNA of Elephantulus edwardii (Cape elephant shrew), 783 nucleotides long. RefSeq names its product dehydrogenase/reductase (SDR family) member 11 (gene DHRS11). Lineage: Eukaryota; Metazoa; Chordata; Mammalia; Macroscelidea; Macroscelididae. Bases 1 to 783 code for a protein of 260 amino acids. The transcript is spliced from 7 exons. Gene Ontology annotation, molecular function: oxidoreductase activity. The record is from RefSeq and is a predicted model, not a curated record.
AUGGCCAGGGCCGGCAUGGAGCGGUGGCGCGGCCGGCUGGCGCUGGUGACAGGCGCCUCGGGGGGCAUCGGCGCGGCAGUGGCCCGGGCGCUGGUGCAGCAGGGACUGAAGGUGGUGGGUUGCGCCCGCACCGUCAGCAACAUCGAGGAGCUGGCUGCUGAAUGUAAGAGUGCAGGCUACCCUGGUACUUUGAUCCCCUACAAAUGUGACCUGUCAAAUGAGGAAGACAUCCUCUCCAUGUUCUCGGCUGUCCGCUCUCAGCACAACGGUGUAGAUAUCUGCAUCAACAAUGCCGGCCUGGCCCGUCCUGAACCUCUGCUCUCAGGCAGCACCAGUGGCUGGAAGGAAAUGUUCAAUGUGAAUGUGCUGGCCCUCAGCAUCUGCACGCGGGAAGCCUACCAGUCUAUGAAGGAGCGGAAUGUGGACGACGGGCACAUCAUUAACAUCAACAGCAUGUCUGGCCACCGGGUGGUACAUGAUCCAGUGGUCCAUUUCUACAGCGCAACCAAGUACGCAGUUACUGCCCUGACAGAGGGACUGAGGCAAGAGCUACGGGAGGUCCAGAGCCACAUUCGAGCCACAUGUAUCUCUCCAGGGAUGGUGGAGACACAGUUCGCCUUCAAACUUCAUGACAAGGAUCCUGGGAAAGCAGCUGCCACAUAUGAACAAAUUAAGUGCCUAAAACCUGAGGAUGUGGCUGAGGCUGUCCUCUACGUCCUCAGUGCCCCCCCCCACGUCCAGAUCGGUGACAUGCAGAUGCGGCCCACGGAGCAGGUGACCUAG